Messenger RNA from Cladophialophora bantiana CBS 173.52, 1566 nucleotides. RefSeq lists its product as uncharacterized. The record is from RefSeq and is a predicted model, not a curated record. NCBI's taxonomy places the organism in Eukaryota, Fungi, Ascomycota, Eurotiomycetes, Chaetothyriales, Herpotrichiellaceae. Gene Ontology annotation, molecular function: DNA-binding transcription factor activity. The transcript has 4 exons. Gene Ontology annotation, biological process: regulation of DNA-templated transcription. Bases 1 to 1566 code for a protein of 521 amino acids.
AUGGCAUCACCCCAGGAGUUUCUCCCUACUGCUGCUGCGCGAAAGAAAUCCAGUGCUGCGAUAGAAAAGCGCAAGCUCCGCAACCGUCUCUCCCAGCAAGCGUUCCGCGCGCGACAGAGCCUGGAAAUCAACGAGCUCAAGCAGCGGCUGGAACUCUUUUCCGGCUCCGAGAGCGACCGCAACAGCAGGCUGGUCGAAGAGAACUGCAGACUGAGACAGUUGCUGUGGCAGUCGGAGAAGAAGCUCCGGAGCCUCCAGGCGACGCUGAAGGGCAUCAUUGACGCCAUGGUAGAGAGCAGAGAGAACAACUUUGAUGCUCAUGCCCGGCACGCGGAACCUGGAGUCGAUGCAGGUGAUGAUGAAGAAGGAUUGGAUCCGUGGGGAACCGAUCUUAACAUGCCUUCCUCUUGCCAGAUCGACGCCGAACCACUGUCGGCACCUCUUAGCGCGAUGUUGGACACUGAUGCGUGUCCUGCCCUCGGCUCUGGCAUCUCAUCAUCCAACGAGACGCCUACCGCGGAGACAACAUAUACGGCUGACCCGCCCGUGCCGAUAUCGUCUAACGAAGACUCUCUGGCAGAGAGCGUCGACUGGGCCGUUGGCCGGGGGGUGCAAGCAUUAUCUACGACGACAUCGCUGCGACAUAGUCCUCCAAACUCGGUCGCAUUCCCUAUCUGUCGCAAUCUCCAGGUGAUGGCCCGUUCCAAUUACUCCGAACACAUCCAUGCAUACGAGAUGUGCGCCGUGACCGGCUAUUUGGGCGCCAGACGAAAUCCCGAUCUGAGCAGUCUCAAUCGAAUGGUCUCCAGCCUCGUCUCGGCUUUCAUCAAGAUCGCCUGGGGCGGCAUGGAAUCGUGGAUCCAAUGGACCAACGGGAAAGACACGCUCACCAAACUCGCGGCGUGGCGUAUCUCCCCAGGCCCAGAGACGUUUGCGGCCAUACCGCCGUCGAUGCAGCCAACGCCGCUGCAGACGGCGGUGCCUCAUCCGCCCGUCAUCGACUGGUGCGUCUUCUCCUUCCUCCGGGACAAGCUGAUCCAGUACCACUCUGCGGACCCGGCGCUGGACGACAUCUGCGGCGACAUCGGGCUGGCGUACGUCGUGCAGGCGGACUUGUCGGAAUUCGUGCUCGGCGCCGAGCCGCUGACGGUCUACUUCAACAUCCACGACAUCAUCUCCGGCAUGGAGACGAAUCCGACAUGGCUCACCUCCAACAUUGGCCCCAAGCCCGAGGUCAAGCUGCCCGCCCCGGACCUCUACACCCUCCUGCACACACGAGAGUACGCGCACGAGAUGCACCGCCGGCUCAAGAUCGGCCAGGGCGUCGAAGAGUACCUGCUCGACCCGGGCCUGUUCGUCAAGUACCCGCACCUGUACGAGCCGAGUCUCAAGGUCGCCCAGGGCGUGCCGCUCAGGUCGCGCAACCACCUCUCCUGGCCCGCGCCCCGGCCCCUCGACGAUGUCGCCAUGAGCUGGUACCGCAGGUGCGCGUCGUAUCUGGACGGUCAAGUGCCGGCGCCGGUGCCGGGGGGUGCAUAUCAUCGGCACGUUCUGGAGGAGGGCUAA